Microthlaspi erraticum is the source of this 207-nucleotide messenger RNA. NCBI's taxonomy places the organism in Eukaryota, Viridiplantae, Streptophyta, Magnoliopsida, Brassicales, Brassicaceae. The record is from the annotation of a GenBank genome assembly.
AUGUUGGUUGUUUCAUUUUGUUGCUCAUGUUCGGGUCAAUGUAGUGAGAUGGAUGAAGCUCCUAGAGGUCGUGGCGCGAGAGGACGUGAUGCUAGAGGUCGUGGCGGCAGAGCUAGUGAUAGAGCUGGAGGCCGAUCAGGCCAAGGUCGUGGACUUCCGGAGGAGUCGGGAGAGAGUGUGGCGCCGAGUGUGGCGCUGCGUCAGUGA